AUGGAGGUCGAUUUUGGUGAAGAAGCGGGCACCACUGAGGUGUUCCAACAGAGUCAUGGAGGAAUCAAAGAUAGAGACCUUGAGCCCAAGGUUUCUCCAGACUCUAGGGUUCAUGCCGUUUUUCUAGGUGAUGACAACGACCCGGUCUUUAUCGCCACAUCACUUGCUUCAACAAACGCAGCAAAGCUCUUGGAUCUCCUUCACUAUUUCAAGGACGUGUUUGCUUGGGACUACAGCCAGCUUCUAGGAGUUCCUAUGGACACAAUCAUGCAUAGUAUCAUGCUUUCAAAGUCAGCCAAACCAGUUUGUCAAAAGAUGUGGCAUUUCAGCCCAGCAGCUCACUCAAAGAUGAAGUUGGAGAUCGAGCGACUUGUAGCAGUCGGCUUUAUUUACCCUUUGGAGAGCUCAGAGUGGGUGGCCAAUCUUGUCCCUGCACACAAGCGCUUUAUGACCCACGCCUUUCAUGACUUGAUUGGAGGCGCCUUGAGGGUGUAUAUGGAUGAUCUGUGCACAACCUCUGACUCCUUUAAGGAUCACUUUGUGCACUUAGAACAGAUCUUCACUCGCUACCGACAACAUAGGUUUUCGUUGAACCCGGCAAAGUGUAAAUUUGGGGUGACUGAAGGCCAGUUACUAGGCUUUGAUGUCUCAUAG
Messenger RNA from Selaginella moellendorffii, 654 nucleotides. RefSeq lists its product as uncharacterized. The coding region runs from base 1 to 654 and encodes 217 amino acids. Lineage: Eukaryota; Viridiplantae; Streptophyta; Lycopodiopsida; Selaginellales; Selaginellaceae. The record is from RefSeq and is a predicted model, not a curated record. The transcript has 3 exons.